UUUUAUUUAUUUUUUUCAAACCCGGAAGUGGGUGACGCCGUUUCUCGUGUUGUUGCUCGGCCCCCACCCUUUAUCGGUGUAUUAUUGAUCUGUAAGUUGUGUCACUGCAUUAAUUAAAAGGACAAACGUGCGUGUGAAGUUGUUUUCAAGAAAGGCUUGUUAACAUUUGAGAGUUUGGAUCCAUCUGGAUGUUGAGUGUGCGGGCUCUGUUUGGGAUCGGCUUCCUGGUGACCUCAAGGGCCACGGCAGUCCUCGCUCAGACAGGGGCAUGUCCGCUGUCCGCUGCAGCUAACAACCACAAGAAGGACUGUUUCAGUAGCAGACCAGCGUCCACCAUGGCCCAGACCAUCAAAUAUCUCGGGCAGGAGGAGGCCCAACACAUUGAUGAGGAGCUCUUCAGUGAGUACGGCUUCAGUGUGGACCAGCUGAUGGAGCUGGCUGGACUCAGCUGUGCCACAGCCAUCACCAGGGCGUAUCCAGUUACUUCCCUGGUCAAGGCCAGACCUUCUCUGCUGGUGAUUUGUGGACCAGGUAACAAUGGAGGCGAUGGCCUGGUCUGUGCCCGACAUCUUAAACUGUUUGGUUACGAGCCCACCAUCCUGUACCCGAAGCGACCAAACAAACCUCUGUUCCAGGGCCUGACCACACAGUGCCAGAAAAUGGAGAUCCCCUUCCUGACUGAGAUGCCUGAGGAUAAAGUGAUUGAUGAGGCUUACAACCUGGUGAUAGACGCCAUCUUCGGCUUCAGCUUCAAGGGGGCUGUGCGAGAGCCUUUUGGCUCCAUCCUAAGCGUGCUGAAGAAGACGACAGUCCCCAUAGCCAGCAUCGACAUCCCCUCCGGUUGGGAUGUGGAGCAAGGCAGUGCAGAUGGACUGCAGCCCGACAUGCUCAUCUCUCUCACUGCUCCCAAGAAGUCUGCCUCCUUGUUCAGAGGACGAUACCACUUCCUGGGAGGCCGGUUUGUGCCACCAGACCUAGAGAGGAAGUACCAACUCAACCUGCCUCAGUACCCCGGCACGGACUGUGUGUUACAACUGUAGGGGAUGUAGGUUUGAUGAGUUUCAGCGGCUCCAGGAAGGAAGUCGUCUUUAAAGGAAUAGUUUAACAUUUUGGGAAAUAAUUCUCAUUUGCCUUUUUUUCCAAGAGUUAGAUGAGAAGAUUGACACUACUCUCAUGUCUGGAUGCAAAUUAAGACUGUAAACAGGGGGAAACAGCUAGCCUGGCUCUGUCCUAUACCUGACGUACCUCGUCAGUGAUUAUUUCUCUCAUUUUCCAUGAGUUUUGUCAUCACAGUGAGGUUACAAGAUAUGGUACCAUCAUGCUUGUACAAAGAUCUAUACUUAAAACCUGUGUUCAUUGACUGUAUCUGGCAACCCGUGCUAUAGACGGAGAUUAAAUUGUGGGACGGAUGAAUAACCUGUUGUUCUUCAAAAAGUAAUUACUGCACACAAGUCCCCCUAAAACCACAAAUUGUCAUUUUUACAUUUCUGUUUGUGUACAGAAAAAAAAAGAAAGAUAUGUGUUAAUUAGUGAGCGUUUAAGGAGCUGGUAGGUGUAUUUUUGAACUUUGGACUUGACUGCCUCCAGUCUUCAUGCUAAGCUAUGCUAACCAGGUCCCGACUCCAGCUCUGUAUUUAACACAUAGAUAUGAGAGUGGUGUCAAUCUUCACAUCUAACCUUUGGAAAGAAAUCAAAUAAGUGUAUUUCCUUAAAUGUUAAACUAUUCCUUUAAAUCUGGGAAUUUGAUUGGUUCCCAUUGAGUGAUACUCAACUUGGCCUGCGAUAGGGUGCCGGGUGGCCCGACGACCAUUUUCUAAUUCACAAUGAAAAUAAAUUUAUAUGAAUUAAUUCACACUGGGAAUUUCUUUGUUUGUUUAUACCAAUUAGUACAUUUCAAUAAUGUCCCUUGGCUGUUAUUUGGGAAGUUGCAUAUUAGCCAAUCAGCAAUCUGUGCAGUGGAAAGAAGUGGUGACACUUGAUUUCUGGGAAAAGUUCACGUACACCUGACCUGCGCGGGGCUGCACAUGGGAAAAGUUUGCCUUCAGGCCUUUCUGCCAGAAAACCCUUUCCCAAGGUUUUCUGGCAGAAAGGCCAGGUGAGUGAUUGUGUGAUGGAAGAGGUUCUAGCUACGUUUAAUGUUGUAUAAACUCUUUCAAAUGUAACCAAAGCAUCUACAGCUAAAAUGCAGUUGCAACUAUUAAAUGCAGUGAGUUAUCUGUCCUAUAGGUCUAUUGUCAAUCUAUGUACCAAGUUAAUAAGUCGUUUAAUUUAAAAAUAAAGAAUUUCAAAGAAA
Siniperca chuatsi (mandarin fish) is the source of this 2293-nucleotide messenger RNA. RefSeq names its product NAD(P)HX epimerase (gene naxe). The transcript has 7 exons. The record is from RefSeq and is a predicted model, not a curated record. Gene Ontology annotation, molecular function: NAD(P)HX epimerase activity. NCBI's taxonomy places the organism in Eukaryota, Metazoa, Chordata, Actinopteri, Centrarchiformes, Sinipercidae. Bases 189 to 1040 code for a protein of 283 amino acids. Gene Ontology annotation, cellular component: mitochondrion.